Miniopterus natalensis is the source of this 2886-nucleotide messenger RNA. Lineage: Eukaryota; Metazoa; Chordata; Mammalia; Chiroptera; Miniopteridae. The record is from RefSeq and is a predicted model, not a curated record.
AUGCGGGGGGCGGGGCUAUGUACUGAGUCGGCGCGCGAUAUCGCGAGAGCGGUAGACAGCGGAAGCACAGUCUGCAGGAUGCGGUUGCUGGUUGCGUUGGUCUUACUGUGGGUCGCAGCAGCGGGAGCCGAGCAGCCCCCUCCUCUUCCAUCAGCCGACGAAACACGGCUUACCCGUACGAAUGAUGGAAGGAACGAAGAUGGAGUCUCCGAUCAAGUCCGCUCGAGCGUCCCGCCUGAGGAGGAUCCGUCCUCCCUGAAACUGAAGCCCAGGGCAGGCGACGCUGCUAAGCCAGGCACGUCGCCGCCCACUAAAGGCAGCUCUACGCGGCCCGAGGAAAGCGACCCUGUUGAAGCAGGUGCGCCGCCCGCGGAAGGCGACCCUGCUAAGCCAAGCCCGCCGCCGGGGAAACGCCACACUGUUAAGCCGGACGCGCGGCCCGCGGGUGGCGACCCUGCUAAGACGGACGCGCCACCCGCUAAAGGCAGCACUGCGCGGCCCACGGAAGGCGAGUCUGCUAAGCCAGAUGCGCCGCCCACUAAAGGCGGCUCUGCUAAGGCGGACGCGCCACCCGCUAAGCCCACUGAGCGGCCCGGGAAAGGCGACUCUGCUAAGCCAGGCGCGCGGCCGGGGAAAGGCGACCCUGCUAAGGCGGACGCGCCGCCCACCAAAGGCGGCUCUGGUAAGCCUUACUCGGGGCAACAGUCCACGGAAAACAGUUCUGAACCUGAAGGAGGUUCUCUGCCCAAAGAAGAGAAAGAAAUCCCUGGCUCUGCCUCAAGGGAGAACCAUGAAGGGACCCUUUGGAAUUCCAUAAGUAGGAAGAAGGAUGACCUUUAUAAGGACAAUCUUGGAAGUGCAGAGAGCAGCCACUUCUUUGCAUAUCUGGUGACUGCAGCCAUUCUUGUUGCUGUCCUCUAUAUUGCCUAUCACAACAAGCGGAAGAUUAUUGCUUUUGCCCUGGAAGGGAAAAAAUCCAAACCUACUCGGCGGCCAAAGGCCAGCGACUACCAGCUUUUGGACCAGAAGAUUUGAUUUUCCUGUUUUUGAGAACCUCGUCCUCCCUGCUGAUUGUUUUUAAAUCAAGAGAAAUGAAGAGAAAAGUACUGUGAACUAAAAGAUACCCUCUAGGGUUUGGUGGCGAGUCCGGGCUGGCAGAGGUGGAGCGGGUGGGAGCAUUGCUUUGGUUUUUGCACCUGCACUUUAGUGACCUUGUACUCCUGUGUUCGCGUUAUUUACACUGGUGUCUUCCAUCCUUUCCUCCUCUGAGUGUGAGUAGAAGGAGUGAGCAUGUUGGAACCCAGCUUUGACCAAAGGGAGAACCCAGGCUCAUGUUGCUGACUGCCCUGCCUUGGGCCUUGGCUCUUGGCUCUAUAGUGAGUUACCCCUUGAAAAUAGCAUUGCACUUGUCACUAUCUUUGCAGAUCUAGGAGAAGACUCAGCAGCUUGAGGUACUUUUUGGUUAAUGCUGAUGGGCAAAGGACUACAUUGAACACACAAUUCUUUUCAAAGGCUUCAGCAGCAAACCAAAACAGCAGCUUAAUAAUGUUUUACUGCCUGUAAGUUCCACCUGUCUAGCACAAGUUCUUGAUGGUUUAAUGAUAUUUUCAUAUUAAGACAAAGUGAAUCAACUUCCAUUUGGUUGUACUGGGCAUAAAACUGAACUUGGGGGUUCUGGGAGUAAAGCUAUAAAGCCACUGUCCUCGUCGCAGAUUUUGAAAAAUAAAGUUAUGAUUAUUGAAACACUUUUCCCUUACAAUUGUAACAGGAACUUUUUAAAAUAGGGUAGCUUCAUGCUUUGUGCAAGAAAACACGUAGGAGGGUUUUGGAUUGGGUCUGCGUGUUUUUCAAAGGCCUUUUAUGAAAUAGGUUUUCCACAAACUCUAUUUUGCUUUUGUUGCCUAAAACAAAGUAGACAUUUAGAAACUAACCAUACUCUUUCUUUUACCUUAACCUAAUUGUCCUCUCAUCUAAUAUAAAAUGCUAAGGGUAGUUAGUAACAAUUCUUCCAUCCCAUACGAGGGGUUAUUAAAAUUUAAGAAAGUCACAGAGUUCCCCUGGGCUAGCAGGGCAGUGUCUUGGAAAUUGCUGUUUGAAGUUUUAUGUAGGUCUGUUUUAGUCCUGCUAACCUACUACAGAGAGCCUAGAAAGAGUUGUUUCUGCAAAGGGAAAACUGAAAUAGAAUAACUGAUCUCAAGAAAUACAAAGAAUAUGGGAAGUGAGGGCAAUAUGGUGAAUUCUGCGCUGUUGAAGAUCAAGUCUAAAGAAAGGCCAUCUUCUUUGUCAUACUGUCUUCCGCCUUGCUUAAGACAGUUCGUGGCUUUGAGCUGAGUUUUUCACUCGUUGUAGGUCCCUGUUUGUGGAGAUGAAGAAUGAAUGAAUGCUCUUCUUGGCAUCAUUCCCUCUCCGUGUGCACCAGUCUCACACUUUCCUCCAAUCUGAGGAAUCUGUCAGGCUCCCCUCGCGUUCCCUGAGACCAUGGUUAUUGUACUCCCUGUUGUGUCUCCCCCGUCCCUGCCUUUCCUCCGCCUCCCAGAUGUUUUCUGUUUCUGCCUCUCUACACUAGCACUUUUCCUCCAACCCUCAUGCUUACCCAGAUUCCCCCGCCCCGCCCCCAUCCAUCCUGUUUGUUAGUCUGCUGUUCAACUUCUCCAGUAAGUGUUGCUCCUGUGACUUUGCCAUUCUCUUGUUACUCUUUCUCUUGAUAACCUUCACAAGCUCACUUUGGUCCCUGCCUUUCUACUAAGUGUUUUUCCAUAGGUUCGGGUCACCAAAUCCAAUGGCUUGUUACCAAAACUUAGUCUUGACCUUGAUAGAAUUGGACAUUAUUAACCAUCCAAAUAGAAAUUCCCCUCUUUUGAUUUCUCUGACAAACUGUCCUCAUGU